GUCCUUCCCGCAAGCGAGACAUGCGCAGCGCGACCCCGUCGGCCAGAUGACGGCGGAGAGCGGAUGCGCCGUGGCGAGCGCCCUCCAGCGGGAGCUGACCUGCUCCAUCUGCCUCGAGCUUUUCCGCGAGCCCGUCACCUUGCGCUGCGGCCACAACUUCUGCCGCGCCUGCAUCGUGCACGUGUGGGAGAGCGGCGAGCGGCAGGACGAGGCCCCGGCCGGGGGCCCGGACAACACCUACUCGUGUCCGCACUGCAGAGAGAUAUUCUUGUCUAAAAGCUUUACCAAGAACUUCUUGGCAGCAAACUUGGUCGAGAGGCUGCAGGAAUCGAAGUCUGUCUCCCACUCUCCUGGUAACUUGGGCCCAAAGCAGUGCAAGAAGCAUCAAAAGCCAAUGACCCUGUACUGUGCCACUGACCAGACCAUCCUCUGCGAUGUAUGUAGACUGUCAGAAGCACAUAGGACUUGUGAUAUUCUACUAGUUCAUGAAUUAACAGAAGAGUUUCUGAAGAGAAGAAAAAAGUUAAAGGAGAAAAUUGAAAAAGAUUUUGCUAAACUGAUAGAGUUUCUGAUUGAAGAAAGGGAGAUAUUUUUAGUACAGCUGGAGGAGGAGGAGCAGCAGGUGGCUGUGGAGGAGAUGGAAGCAGGGGAAGUGGACCUGACGGCCACCAUCAUAGAGCUGGAGAAGUGCAUCGCCAACAUCCAGAGCAAGCUCAACCAGUCUGUCUCACUGGAGGAAAUGCUGGACACUAUUUCUCAGCCAAUACCCCAGCUGGAGAAGCCCGCAAGCCAGAAGCUGAAUGCACAUUGGGACCUGUUCACUGGACCCCUACAGCUCAUCGCCUGGAAACGGUUGCAGGAUGUUAUCAGUCCAGGGCCGGAGAAUCUCUAUUUUAACCCCUUGACCGCCCACCCGCGCCUCCGCUUCAAUAGAGACUGCACCAUGGUGGAGUCCUCUGGCUCACGGGGUCAAACCUCCGAUGACCCCGAACGUUUCAGCUCAUUCCACGGGGUGCUGGCCACAACCCACUUCAAAUCAGGACGGCACUACUGGGAGGUGGAGGUAGGAGACUCGCAGGCCUGGUACCUGGGCGUGACCUGCAUCCACAGUGCCCGCAAGGGCUACAUCAAGCUGGCACCAUCCAAAGGUUACUGGAGCAUCUGCAGGCUGCUGGACUACUGGAAGAACAACAAGCACCGUCAGCCUCUGGAGGUGACCUCCAAGCUCUCCAGGGUAGGUGUCUACUUGGACUUUGAGGCUGGCCAGGUCUCCUUCUAUGAUGCCUGCUGCAUGGAUCUCCUCUGCACCUUCAAGACCAAUUUUCGCUGCCCUGUUGCCCCGUUCUUCAGCCCCAGCCGGGGGGUAGGGAGCAUCCUGAAGCUAUGCCACUUCUGAAACCGGAGCCUCUUUGCACCCUGCCCACCCCCAAAGGUUUCUCCUCCCCCACCCCAACAGUCCUGCCUUCUAGAUAUUAAGUAAAUGUGGAAUGAUACUGUACACUAUUCUGCCUGAGCUUGUUAGUGAUUCCUUCUGUAAAGUGGCAAACUCAUACCCACUCCCCCUCAAAACUCAUUUGUGAAGUAUAAUACAAAGGGUGAGCACGUACAAUGACACAGAUAGGGCUGCUGUCUCACAACGCCAGAGACCCAGGUUCAAUCCUGAAUUCCAAUGCUAUCUGUCCUCCCUGUGGCCAUGUUGGAGGGAUAGUUGGCUGCUGUAGAUUGCCCUCCCAGUGGGGGGUAGAAUCUAAAAGUGGGGGGAGUUGGUGGGAAUAUGAGGGAGAAAUAAGUGGGAAAAAGUACUGAUGGGGAUAUGGGGAGAAUAAACAAAUCACUACAGACCAGGUCUCCAAAGGACCUGUUUCCAUUUUGCAUCUAUCUUCACAUUUCACAAGUAAUCAUUGACACAACGCUUGUCUCCUUCCACCCACCUUUUCCAUCUUGGAUCAAGGGAUAAACAUUGGAACCUGGUGUGGAUAUUCUUCCACAGGAGGAAAGAUGAAUAGGAGAGGGCUCCCAAACAGGAGAAAGUCUGAAGAUGCUGGAAAUCGAAAGCAAUGCACAAAAAAUGCUGGAGGAAUUCAACAGGCCAGGCAGGAUCUAUGGAGAAGAGUAAACAGUUGAUGUUUUGAGCCAAGACUCUUCAUCAGGUCUGAAAAGAAAAAGAAGUCAGAGUAAGAAGGUGGGAGGAGGGGAGGAAGAAGUUGGGGAGGAUGUGGGAUCCUGUUGGAGAUGACGGAAGUUGUGGAAAAUUAUCUGCUGGACGCGGAGGCUAGUGGUGAGGAGGAGAGGGACCUUAUCCCUGGUGUGGUAGCGGGAGAAUGGGUUGAAGGUAGACAUGAGCGAAAUGGAAGAGAUGUGGGUGAGGGCAGCAUUGACGGUGGAGGAAGGGAUGCCCCUUUCUUUGAAGAAAGAGGACAUCUUAGUAGUUCUGGAAUGAAAAGCCUCAUCCUAAGGGUGUAGAGAUUUACCAGGAUGCUGCAUGGAUUAGAGUGCAUGUCUAGACAGGUUGAGUGAGUUAGGGGUUUUCUUCAAAGUUCAAAGUCGAAUUAAUUAUCAAGAGUGCAUACAUGUCACCACAUACAACCCUGAGAUUCAUUUUCCUGCAGGCAUAUACAACAAAUCUAUAGAAUAGUAAAUAUAAACAGUAAAAUGUAAACAAA
This is a messenger RNA of Hypanus sabinus (Atlantic stingray), 2663 nucleotides long. Its product is annotated as zinc-binding protein A33-like. Gene Ontology annotation, molecular function: protein binding; zinc ion binding. Lineage: Eukaryota; Metazoa; Chordata; Chondrichthyes; Myliobatiformes; Dasyatidae. Bases 47 to 1396 code for a protein of 449 amino acids. The record is from RefSeq and is a predicted model, not a curated record. The transcript is spliced from 7 exons.